Molecule: messenger RNA, 2187 nt
Organism: Panicum virgatum (switchgrass)
Lineage: Eukaryota; Viridiplantae; Streptophyta; Magnoliopsida; Poales; Poaceae
Product: cysteine-rich receptor-like protein kinase 6
Exons: 9
Coding region: 1-1926 (641 amino acids)
Biological process (GO): protein phosphorylation
Molecular function (GO): ATP binding; protein kinase activity
Source: RefSeq, a predicted model, not a curated record
AUGUGUGCUUAUUUGAUCAUGUUGAUGAUGCAGGUGAUCCAAACUCCAAUUGCUCCCAGAGCUCUCCCCUAUCUGGAAGCAAAGAAGAAUAACAGACACGCACAAUGGCUCGCCACCAGUCACCACCUCCCACCCGCCGUGGCCACCGCCUUCGCCGUGGCCGCCGCUGCCCUGCUCGCCCCGCGCGCCGCUUCGGCCUACCCGUGGCCGGUGUGCGGCGACAGCAGCAGCUUCAAGCCCAACAGCACGUUCCAGGCCAACCUCGACCUCCUCGCCGCCACACUGCCCCGGAACGCCUCCGCGUCCCCAAGCCUCUACGCCACCGCCGUCGCGGGCGCCGUCCCGGAGCAGGUCUGGGCCAUGGCGCUCUGCCGCGGCGACACCAACGCCACCAGCUGCCUGAGCUGCCUCGACCAGGCGUUCCGGGACCUGCCCAACGACUGCACCUACCACAAGGACGCCACCAUCUACUACGACCCCUGCAUCCUUCACUACUCCGACGUCCACACGCUCCCCGGCGACGACACCGGCCCGGCGCUCAACAACUACGCCGUCAACAAGAACGCCAACGUCACGUCGGACCCGGCCCGGUUCGUGGCCCUCCUGGCCGCCCUCGUGAACGCCACCGCCGAGCGCGCCGCCAACAACUCCGCGCGGCGGUUCGCCACCGGGGAGGCCGACUUCGACCGGGAGUUCCCCAAGGUGUACGCGCUGGCGCAGUGCGUGCCGGACAUGACGGCGGCGCAGUGCCGGAAGUGCCUCGCAGGGAUCGUGGCGGGGAACCUGCCGGGGUUCCAGAGCAACAUCGGAGGCAGGGUGCUGGGGAUCAACUGCACCUACCGCUACGAGACCGCGCCCUUCUUCAACGGGCCGGCGACGGUGCGCCUGGCGACACCGGGCUCCGGAGCGCCGGCGGCCGCAGGAGGAGACCCCGUGUAUUCAGCCGAAGCAGAGGACAUGGAAACGGUGGACUCGAUGAUGAUCGACGUCUCCACCCUGCGAGCCGCGACAGGGGAUUUCGACGAGAUCAACAAGCUCGGAGAAGGCGGCUUCGGGGUAGUGUACAAGGGCGUUCUCCCGGACGGCGACGAGAUAGCGGUGAAGCGGCUGUCGAGGAGCUCGACGCAGGGAGUGGAGGAGCUGAAGAACGAGCUCGCGCUGGUGGCCAGGCUGAAGCACAAGAACCUCGUCAGGCUCGUCGGCGUCUGCCUGGAGCAGCAGGAGCGGCUGCUAGUCUACGAGUUCGUCCCCAACCGAAGCCUCAACCUCAUCCUCUUCAACACUGAGCACGAGGAACGUGAGCAGCUGGACUGGGCGCAGAGGUACAGGAUCAUAAACGGCAUCGCUCGAGGCCUGCAGUACCUGCACGAAGACUCUCAGCUCAAAGUUGUCCACCGGGACCUCAAGGCCAGCAACAUCCUGCUGGACGCGGACAUGAACCCCAAGAUCUCGGACUUCGGCCUCGCGAGGAUCUUCGGCCGAGACCAGACGCAGGCCGUCACCAGCCGUGUCGUCGGAACCUAUGGGUACAUGGCGCCGGAGUACCUAAUGCGCGGGAACUACUCCGUGAAGUCGGAUGCGUUCAGCUUCGGGGUCACGGUGCUGGAGAUCGUCACGGGGAGGAAGAACAGUAACGACGGCGACAGACCCCAGCAGUCUGGAGACCUCUUGACCACCGUGUGGGAGCACUGGGAGGCCGGGACGGCGGCCGAGUUGGUGGACCCGGGCAUGAGCGGCAGCUUCCCAGUGGGCGACGUGCUGAGGUGUAUCCACGUAGGGCUGCUGUGCGUCCAGGGAGACCCAGCGGCGCGGCCGGUGAUGUCGUCAGUGGUAAUGAUGCUUGGCAGCGACACGAUCACCAUCCAAGCGCCGUCCAAGCCGGCGUUCUUCGCCAGGAACAACGGUACUAACAACACGACCGUGUGACCGUGUCGACGGCAUCAGUGCAGGGCUAGCCGUGACAGUGCACAACAGUUUUGAGUAACUUGUGCGCAUCGACUUGUAUACUUUUGCAUGGGCUAGAAACGAUUUUUAGAAUUUUCAUUUCAGGGUUUAUGUUUGAGAUUGAGUUGUAGAUUUCACUGUAUGCCCAUUUUGAACCAACUAGCCUGUCAACUCGUGCUCCUCCACGGGCUAAUUAGAAUUAAUAUAAAAAUAAGAUAUAUAGCUAAUAAUUAUAAUUAUCUA